Messenger RNA from Conger conger (European conger), 2681 nucleotides. RefSeq names its product zinc finger protein 622 (gene znf622). The record is from RefSeq and is a predicted model, not a curated record. Gene Ontology annotation, cellular component: preribosome, large subunit precursor. Gene Ontology annotation, biological process: ribosomal large subunit biogenesis. Gene Ontology annotation, molecular function: zinc ion binding; nucleic acid binding. The transcript has 7 exons. Bases 683 to 2056 code for a protein of 457 amino acids. NCBI's taxonomy places the organism in Eukaryota, Metazoa, Chordata, Actinopteri, Anguilliformes, Congridae.
UACAUUCUCAAAUUAUAUAUAUAGCAUUUAUGGGGAGGGUGUAAAGCGUUCAAGUGUGAAUGUCAGUAAUCUGAUAAAAAUCAAUUGGUGUCUGUCUGACCGUUCGUGACAGCUUUUCUGAGCCUAUAGGCGCUACGAUCAAACUAGAGGCAGCUGUUUAGCAAGCCUAAAUACACAAUGUAAGGUGAUAAACAUCCGAAUAGUUUCAAACGUUUAGAAGAAGAAAUAAAAGGCCUACUGACGGCAGUUAGUAAAUACCAGUAAUUAGCCUAUCAGAAGAUUGACAUUCUGCUUGCGUGUCUGUAAGUAGGAAGCGCCACCUGCAGGUCAUUAAAGUUAUAUAAUCUCCAAAAGCCAUCAGCAAUACCGAUUCCAAGGGACACAUUUUCUGACUAACUAUUGAAAUACCACAGACAACCAUAAAGUCAAAACAUGAAUAUAAUUGCUUUUUUUCAACUGAAGACACUUAAGGUUUCGAGAAUAAAAUCUCGUUUGUCUGCUAAAACGGCCCCUUCUCUUGGCAUAUCCUCCCUCCUCCUCGUCGCUUGGUGGCAGUGCUGGCCACAGGAUCGGCUCAACGAUUCAUAAUAUGACAUAAAGUGAAAGGUCACCCGGAAGACACGGUGAAGAUAUAUUCAACGCGUGUUUUCUGUGCUUGGUCUGUACUAGGAAGCUCGCAGGCAUGUCCUACACCUGCAUCAGCUGCCGGGUGGCGUUCGCUGACGGCGAGGUGCAGCGCGCUCACUACAAGACCGACUGGCACCGCUACAACCUGAAGCGCAAGGUGGCGGACAUGCCGCCUGUGACGGCGGAGAACUUCCAGGAGCGGGUGCUGGCUCAACGGGCGGCGGCCGAGCAGCACCUGCAGGGCGAGACGGCGUGGUGCGCCACCUGCAGCAAGAAGUUCUCCAGCGGCAACGCCUUCCACAACCACCUGCAGUCUCACAAGCACCAGGAGGCGGAAAAGCGAGCGCUGCUGGCGGCCCAGAGGAAGGUGGAAAGGAUGAACGAGAAGAACUUGGAGAAGGGCCUGGAUGAAGGCCCCAUGGACAACAAUACCAGGAAUGAGGCGCUCCAGCAGGCCCUGCGGGAGCAGCAGAAGGCCCCAGCUGCGCAUGUGGAGGGGCAGGAUAGGGUACGCCCGGAGAAGCCCCCGAGACUGCAGUGGUUCGAGGAGCAGGCCCGGAAGAUCAGAGAGGAGGCCGAUGGGGCUGUUAUGGCGGAAGAGGAGUGGGAGGAUGUGGACGAUGAUGAUGAUGAAGACAUAAUGGAUGAGGAUGAGGAAGAGGAAGAGGAGGAUGUGAUGGAGGGGGAGGGGGCGGAGGCGGCGGGCACAGCAGGUGAGGUGCCACCCCCAGGGUCCAUCCCGGUCACAGACUGUCUCUUCUGCACCCAUCACUCGCGCUCCCUCCUCAAAAACCUGUCUCACAUGACCAAGGUGCACAGCUUCUUCCUGCCCGAUGUGGAGUACCUGGUGGACCUGAAGGGCAUCAUCCGGUACCUGGGGGAGAAGGUGGGAGUGGGGAAGGUGUGUCUGUGGUGCAACGAGAAGGGCAAGUCCUUCUACUCCACGGAGGCGGUGCAGGCCCACAUGACCGACAAGAGCCACUGCCGGCUCUUCACCGACGGAGACGCUGCUCUGGAGUUCGCAGACUUCUAUGACUUCAGGAGUAGCUACCCAGACCAAAAAGAGGGUGAAGAUGAUGGGCAGGACGGCGAGUUGCCGGAGAAGAAUCUGGAGUACGAUGACGAGACAAUGGAGCUGACCCUGCCCUCAGGUGCCAAGAUUGGCCACCGCUCUCUCAUGCGCUACUACAAGCAGCGUUUCGGGGCCCCCAGGACGGUGGCAGUGGCCCACAACAGGAACGCAGUGGGCCGGGUGCUGAGGCAGUACCGGGCUCUGGGCUGGGCAGGGGACACAGGCAGAGAAGCUGGAUUUCGGAUCCAGAAGGACAUGCGCUACAUCCAGAGGAUGAAGUCCAAAUGGAUGCUGAGAAUGGGAGUCCAACACAACGCCACCAAGCAGAUGCAUUUCAGGGCCCAAGUUAUGUUCUGAGUCUGCCGUGUGUUCCCCCACAUCACUGGGAAAACCCUUGUUUGAAACAAGCCUCGGUGCUGAUGGAAGAGCCCCCAGACUCAUGAACCCCAAGAUGGGUGAAGCUGUCAUGUGCUAUAAGUGACUUGCUGGCUAUGAGUAGAACCAAUUGUAGUGGUUUACUUUGGAGACCAAAUGUCCUUUUAUUGGCUUGUAGAAGGCAGUGAUUGAUAGCACAGGAUAGGUUCAUCCAUUAUGGGGUCUGUGAAUGCUUGCAUUCCCAUCUGUAGCCCACAGAGCAUGCGUGUUGUGUCUGUGGCUAUUGGUCGGUGGUGUAAGUGAUGCAUUUGGCUUGCCUAUUCUAACUGGAGUUUUCUUUGAAGCAUGGUCUGUUGGUCUGUAAUUGCGCUUUUCACUUCUGAAAAUGUUUCUGCAUCACCCAAACAAUUAUUCUCUAAAAGCAAGACUAGCAACCAAUCAUACUUUCCUGCAAAAUCAUUUUAAAGACAUUUUGAUUGCUUUGUACAGUAAACGUUAAUUUAUCUGAAAAGAUAUUAACAUGUAUGGAGACCACAUAAAGAAAUGCUGUUAUGAGUGCAUUGUAAUUAUUUCAGCAACAUUUUAAUAAAUUAUCAUGAAGUAAGAA